Messenger RNA from Onthophagus taurus, 1414 nucleotides. RefSeq names its product Acetyl-CoA acetyltransferase 2 (gene Acat2). The record is from RefSeq and is a predicted model, not a curated record. Gene Ontology annotation, molecular function: acyltransferase activity, transferring groups other than amino-acyl groups. Lineage: Eukaryota; Metazoa; Arthropoda; Insecta; Coleoptera; Scarabaeidae.
GUGACAGCUCCCGGUGACGCACGAACUUCACGUUAGUUUUGUAACAUAACCUAGGUAUUUUAUAUCUCAAAUUUAAUAGAAGAACUUCAAAUAAUCAACAUGACUGAAGUUUACAUAGUAUCUGCUUGCCGUACAGGAAUUGGUGCCUUCAAUGGACAAUACUCAACAAUCCCAACAAUAAAAUUAGGAACAACUGUAAUAGAAGAAGCCUUAACACGAUCAGGGUUAAACCCUUCUGAUUUAGAUGAAGUAGUAAUGGGCCAAGUAUUAAUGGGAGGUCAUGGGCAAAACCCAGCAAGACAAGCUUGUCUAAAUGCGAAACUUCCACUUGAUGUAACCGCAAGGACUGUUAAUAUGGUUUGUGGAUCUGGUCUAAGAGCUGUUUAUGACGGUUACAAUGCCAUUAAAUGUGGGGAAUCAAACGUUGUACUCGCCGGGGGGAUGGAAAAUAUGAGCCAAGCGAGACAUUGUACUUUUUUAAGAAAUGGAGUUAAAUUAGGAACUUCACCCCUUGAAGAUAUGAUUUUAGCUGAUGGUUUAGUUGAUCCAUUAAUAAAAUUACAUAUGGGGAAUACUAUUGAACAUUUAGCGAAUAAAUAUAAUGUUAGUCGCGAAGAACAAGAUGAUUUCGCGUUAAUUUCCCAGCAACGAGCUGCCGAAGCUAUUGGAAACGGUUAUUUUAAAAACGAAAUUGUAGCCGUUGUUGAUUCUAAAUUGGGAUCGAUCGAAAAGGACGAACACGUCCGAUUGGAUACAUCAAAGGAGAGUUUAACUAAGUUACGACCAGCUUUUGAAAAGACGGGAUCAGUUACAGCGGGAAAUGCUUCUGGAAUAAACGAUGGCGCCGCGGCGUUGGUUUUAUGUAAUUCUGAUGUGGUUAAAUCAAAAAAUCUUACUGCAUUAGCUAAAAUUGUUGGAUUUGCUCAAGCCGGAUGCGAACCAAUUGAAAUGGGAAUAGGACCAGUUCCUGCAGUUAAAAAAUUGAUGACUCGUGUUGGUUGGUCAAUUAACGACGUUGAUUUAUUUGAAUUAAACGAAGCUUUCGCCGCCCAAGCGAUUAUUGUUAAUCAGCAAUUAGGAUUAGAUCCUUCGAAAGUAAAUGUAGCUGGAGGAGCAAUUGCUUUGGGACAUCCAAUUGGGUGUUCUGGAGCCAGGGUUCUUGUAACUUUGAUUUACAACAUGAAACGUUUAAACAAAUCCAAGGGAGUUGCUGCUUUAUGUAUUGGAGGUGGCAUGGGAAUCGCCAUUGCUAUUGAAUCUUGUUAAAUUUUAAAACAAUUUAUGUCAAUGUUGCUUUUGAAAAGAAUUUGUGUUAGUAUUUUAAUGAGUAUUAACUAAAAUUGCAGUAUUUGCUUUAUUGCGUUAUUUGAUUAAAAAAAAUUAUUAUUAAUUAAUCAAAUUACUCUAAAAACAA